AGGUAUUCGUUUCAACAAUUUCUCCAACUUCUUCCAAUUUCUUCUAUUUUGUAAUCUAUUCAGCCAGAACAUCUUAAACAUGUGUUAAUUCGAGGGUUUUCUAACUUGCGAAUUGAGCACUGGAAAUAAAGAUGUGCAUGCUCAUUCCAACGCAGCGUCAUCAUCAUCAUAGCGUUAACUUGACCCUAUUCACUGUUUGAAAUCUUCUUUUCUUCAUUAAAAGAAACUUGAUCGCCUUGAAAGUGAUGGCGAAAGAUUGUCAAGCGUGACGAUUUCACCAACGGUGCUGAUACGCCUUCAUAAACAACAAAGGCCACCUGGUACCGAUCUUCCCGCAGCACGGAGUUGCUGUGCUGGGUCGCCCGCCCUCCAUAGUCGAGACAGAAAUUGCGAACGGCUUUGGAGUUUACAGAACCGCAAGGUUUGCGGAAGUGAUGAAUAAUGGUAGGACAAGAAGAGGACUGCAGAAAAGCUGGUUAACGUUCCGGUAUGAAGAACGAAAGACAAAUCGGGUAAUCCCUUUUUUUCACAAGCAGGUGACGUUGCCACCUUCUUCCGAAGGCCGAUCUGAAGGGGAAACUCGGUCACCCAUGCGGCGAGCAGUAAGAGAUAUGAUGCAGGUCGAGGUAAAUUGCAAUUGGCUCUCAGGAAAAGCGGCCGGCUCCUGAAACUGCGCACUCUGAACCUGGAUGGGCUGAGGACGAGAAGAGAAAAUGUCCACUCCUACUGCUCACGGUGGACCGAAUUAGAGGACUCCUUUUCUUCGUCGAAGGGCACUGUGUCACCGCUGUUGGGUGAUCAUGAGGUCCAGUGUACUGAUCGAAUAUCGUCAACGCUAUGGUCCCUCUGACACACAAACACAGAAGACUUGCCAUGACUGCCGUUGGGCGAAACAUCCAUCCUGGGCUCAUUCAAUGUCGCAAUCUCGACGCCUUCGAGUGGCUUUUUGUCACGGCUGUCCCAGCUCCCCUCCACUUUGCUCGCGCUCAGCGUCACCGGAAGGACUGUUCUCGUAAUCUCGAAGACCUUGCACUCUGCCCGAAGCAGCGCGCAAUUUCGGAUUCCACAUGCGGUUCUAAAGUUGACAAGCCGUGUUUGAAAAAAGUUUGUGAACGGCAUCUGUGCGCUUGUCUCUUUCCUUAGUUACGUUCUGUUUCUGAGUCAUGGCACCUGCCUCCCUCAAGCCACCACGACCUCGGCUGCCUCAACUUUGCUGCGCCGGACGCCCGCCAGCGAGCCUGCUUCUCGUAUAUGGAAGGGCGCCGUCCUUUCUUCAGGCGACGGGCGGAUAACUGGAACCGACGCGACAGACAUUUUUUCGAGAAACCUAAAAAUCUGAUGCUGGGGCUCGCUUGGCACCCCCAUUACCAUUACCAGGGAGAAAGGAAGGAAGGCACCGUCACCAACACUCGCUGGCAGGGCUGAGAUCCAGAUCAUGAUCACGACAUGAAGCUUCGGUGUCACGGAAAGCCACAACUUGGCGAGGUCGCCAAACGAGUGGGACGCCGACAGCGGAUACAUCGAGUUUCUUGAUCUUCUCGUUUCGAGAGGCAUCGGUGUGCUCCUCUCCUUGGGCCACGGAAAAUCGCACCUCGCGUCUCGACGAUUCGACCAGGUCAACAUCUGAUGGCUCAUCGGUGCACAACCGCCGGUAGCAUACCACAGUUUUCCUCCCUCACGUCUUCGCGACCGGCCACCGGAACUUCGAAGCUGGAGUUUUUUAUAUCAUUAAGAGGGACGGACAGAUUUGGGGAGAUUUCGCAACGAAGCGCGAACUUUGCGUCCUCCGACCUUUGACUUCUCCAUCGCCACUUCACAUGAUCCAGAAUGCGUAACGUUCCGAAUAUGAAACCGUACCUCGGAGUGAGAAUCGAUCGAUGCCUCACGUUGACUUUACCAAACUAGGCCGCGCAGAUUCUUUCUGCGAAGGUCUGUAAGUCGAACGCUUUGUCAAGCCACAAAUCUGCCCAAAUCUGAUGCCGUCAACCAAAAAGAUGCAGGUGACUCCAUUGCAAACCUGCUGAAUAUGUCUUUUUUUUUUAAUAAAGCACAACCCUUCAAGAUGUAUUCAAAGGACGGACCUGGGGUACGCAUUGAAAUCGCAACAUUACGGAAAGACACCAUCUAAAUAUACGGAAGGAUCAAAGCAAGUGCUUAACAUGGUGCUAGCCCCAAUUUCAUCUAGAGAUGAAAUACAUUAUUAUAACGUAAUAUAAAUAGGAUAUAU
This is a messenger RNA of Marchantia polymorpha subsp. ruderalis, 2227 nucleotides long. NCBI's taxonomy places the organism in Eukaryota, Viridiplantae, Streptophyta, Marchantiopsida, Marchantiales, Marchantiaceae. The record is from the annotation of a GenBank genome assembly.